AUGGACGAGGCCUUUUUGCUGCAGCUGGGAAACCAGCUAACGCAAAUUGUCCAACAGCAGGUUGCAAAGUCGGGCUUCCAGCUAGAACUGUCGACUGCCGAGCUUCCUGCUCUGUCCAUCUCCAAUCCGUCACCGUGCAUAUUGCCAGGGCCACAGUUGCUUCACAAGCUAGCUCUCAGCGGUGCUAACGACUCCGCCCCUGCCAUUGAAUUCUUGGCGGCGGAUGGAAGCAUUCGUUGUCUAACGUAUAGUUCUUUGGAUCGACUGUCUUCGAAGCUUGCGGCAAAGAUCCUCUCGGCUUCUGCAGCUCAGGUUAAUCAUGCACAGAGGUUUGUGGUGCCCGUGCUCCUGCCUCAGUCUGUGGAGUUGUACAUCUCGCAGUUGGCAAUUUUGAAGGCCGGUGGAGCAUUCUGUCCAUUGAACACCGACGCACCUCCGGACAGGAUAGAAUUUAUCAUCCAGGAUGUAGCAGCAUCCGUUGUAAUUACUCGGGAUGCCCUGGCCACAAGGAUGCCCCAGGACGAGCAUCUGGCUGUGAUCAAGGUGGAUGGAAUUGAAACGAACGAGACGAACGACCCGAACUUUAUAGAACCGGUGGUGCAUAGCUCCCCUACCGAUCUGGCCUAUGUCAUGUACACCUCCGGAUCUACAGGCCGCCCCAAAGGCGUUGGGGUCUCUCAUUUGGCUGCUACCCAAUCGUUACUUGCGCAUAAUGACUUGAUACCCCAUUUCAAUCGGUUUUUGCAAUUUGCAUCGCCCACGUUUGAUGUUUCCGUUUUUGAAAUUUUCUUCCCUUUUAUGCGAGGAGCAACCCUCAUCGGCUCCGAGAGAGAGCAGAUGCUGCUGGACAUUUCACACGUUAUGACCGAAAUGAAAGUUGACGGUGCGGAGUUGACACCCACCGUGGCAGGAGAACUGCUACGCACACGAGCAGCCGCGCCGUUUUUGCGGGUUCUGCUGACCAUUGGAGAAAUGCUCACCAAACAUGUUGUGGAGGAGUUUGGUCAGUCGGAGGACUCGGUGGGUAUUCUUCAUGGAAUGUAUGGACCAACCGAAGCUGCGAUUCACUGUACCGCGGCCACACACUUCUCGGCCAGUUCCCGAGUAAACUUGAUUGGCGAGCCUUUCAAAACAGUCUCUGCUUUUAUCAUGUCUAUGGACUUUGACGACAAAUCUUCCUUGGGUCUUCAACCCCUUCCGCUGGGUGAGAUUGGUGAGCUUGUCGUGGGCGGUCCCCAGCUUGCUGAUGGUUAUAUCAAUCGGCCUGAAGAGAACGCCAAGGCAUUCAUCGAGAGUCCCCAAUAUGGUCGACUUUACCGGACUGGUGACAAAGCUCGUAUGUUGCCUUCUGGAGAGAUCGAAUGCCUUGGCCGUCUUUCCAGCGGUCAGGUCAAGCUCCGAGGCCAGCGGAUUGAGCUCGGUGAAAUUGAACAUGUAAUUUGCCGAGCCCAGGACAUUCGAAGUGCUGUUGCCAUUGUCAGUGGCGGAAGCUUGGUUUCAUUUGUUCUUGUCAGCGAUAAAGGUACCACUGAUCGUGCCCUACGAGAUAUCUGUCGUCAAUGGUUACCUCGAUAUAUGGUCCCCAGUGAAUUCAUCCUGGUCAAUCAGUUUCCUCAGCUACCAUCAGGCAAAAUUGAUCGCAAGGCCCUGGAAGCUGAUUUUAUCCGCCUCCGCAGUACUUCACAAUCUGUGGAUCAACAGCAGUUCCGGGACGAGAUCGAAGAGACCAUCGUCUCGUGUGUGGUCGACGUGCUUGGUAGGAAACUUUCUCCAGAGGAGUCUCUGACAGCCGCUGGUCUCGAUUCUCUUGCCGCGAUUCGGCUUGCCUCUCAUCUUUUGGGUGCUGGUAUUCCUUCGGACGUGGCUCGUCUGUUGGAAGCUGAUUGUGUGGAGGGGAUAUGGCAGCUCGCGAGAGAUACGGAGAAGACGCAGACAACCGAGGCUUCCCAAGCAGGCCUUGUGAAAAUCCGCCAAUUAGUUGCAGAUGCCGGUGCUUCAAGGAUAGAGUCACUCGGAUUGAGUGCACAAGUGUCUGAGAUCGAACCAUGUAGCCAUAUUCAACAGGCGAUGAUACUGGAAACCGCCCGAGACGCCAAAGCAUACUGUAACUGGAUCGAAUUGGAAUUUCAACGUUCGAAAUCAAUUGAUUACACCGCUGUCCAGAACGCAUUUGUCCAGCUCUUCCUACGAAAUGAUCUGCUGCGAUCAGGGUUCGUGGAGAUCGGUCUCAAGGAUCAUUCAUAUGCUCGCUUCACAAGAAAAAUUCUCAAUGAGCAGCUGUUUCUAAAGCGCGACACGUUUGACUAUGAUCUCCCUUUGGUUGCAGAGCUAGAUCUCCUCCAGCCUAUUCGGAUUCAGCUGAGGGAAUCACAGAAGCACAUCCGAGUACUGGUGCACAUUCACCAUGCUUUGUACGAUGGAUGGUCCUGGCAGUUAAUAUUACAAGAUCUUCAUCGCCUUUUGCUUGGGGAAGAUCUGCCACCAAAAUCUGCAUACAACAUCGUAACUGAUUUCUUCAUCGAGCAUAAACUGAGCGGAUCCACCAACGAGUCUUCUAUAUUUUGGCGUGAUCAACUGCAAGGUGCCUCUGGCGCGAACUUUCCUAAGUUUCAUGGAAAAACUGACGUCUCUGCAAGUACCCACGUGGCCACCCGGGUGCUCGAGGUCUCUGUAUCAAAACUCAACGAUGUAUCACAGCAUCUAAGAGUGAGCCGACAGACAAUUUUUCAGGCCGCAUACUGCUACAUUCUCUCUUCCUAUCUUGGCUUUGAUGAUGUCGUCUUCGGUACGGUCUUCUCUGGUCGUACCUUGCCGGUCAAAGGAAUUGAAACGGUCCUGGGACCGUGUAUUCGAACGCUUCCUACGCGCAUGGAUCUCGGCAAGAUGCAAAAUGUGACGGAUCUCUUACUGGCAAUCCAAAACAUGAACCUCAAGUCUCUGGAGCAUGGAAACCUUCCUUUGCAAGACAUCAAGAAGGCUUCUGGUAUUGAAAUGCACUUGAGCCUGUUCGACACGGCGCUCGUGUGGCAAGAAAGCAUUUGGUCCAACGACGAACACCGCGACUUGUUCUGGGAAGUUGGGGCUGCGGAAUUCUUAGAGUUCGCCCUUUUGCUCGAGUUUGAGCCCAGACAAGACAAAAUUUUUGCGAAGGCCACUUGCCAGGGCUCUAUUCUGCCCUUCAAACAAGCACAGAUUCUCUUGGAACAGAUCGACCAUGUGGCAUCCAUCUUUAUCGACCUUCCUGCCCUUCUCAUCGACCAAAUCGGCGGCUAUCUUCCUCAGGCAACCCUUUCAAUUUCCACCUCUGAGUUCGAACGCCAGCAGGAACUUCCAUGUUUCAUUUCAGGGGUUGAAAUUGCGUCCAUCAAUCCUGCUACAGGUAUUUGCACUAUCUACCCGAAUUUCCCAUCAUCUACAUCCCCAGGAAACACGGAAAUGCCGAUCAAAAAGACGUUUGCCAUGGUUGUGACAGAUCAGACUGCCACCGGCCUUCUUCCCCGCGGCGCAUAUGGAGAAAUAUGCUUUGGUGGCGAUCAAAUGGCAAAUGUUCUUCCUGAUACGAAAAUCCCAGAUGCGGGAAGGUUCAUUGAGAACCGUGAGCAUGGCCGACUGUUCAUGACUGGAGAAUAUGGAAGGCUACUUGCAGACGGCUCGAUCAUGCUCCUUCCAAGCCGUGACCAGCUCAAACUGCAUGGCCAGUGUAUCGAUCUGGUUGAGAUAGAUCGAGCCAUUAUCUCGUCAGAGUUGGUUGAGAAUGCUUGCAGUGUUGUCUGGAACGAGCCUUCUACGAACCAGCAGCAAUUGGCAGCCUUUUGGGUCUCUAAAGAGAAGAUUUUGGACAGCGUGCAGCUCGAAUCAUUGACAGAGCGCCUCUUCUCUGAGAUUUCCAUGAGGCUUCCAUUUUCCGAAAUCCCGUCCCUUCUUGUCUCUGUCAAUGAGAUACCCAUGACCGAAGCCCACCGGAGAGAUUAUGCCAAAAUUUUUAACAAGCUCGAACGGUCGACCUCGGAAGAUCUCAAAAUAUUCUCGCGCAAGCUUGGUGUAGCUGAGGUUGAUGAUCCUCUCACCGAUAUCGAGAGCACUAUUGCGAGGGCCCUAUCAGCUGUCACUGCAGUCGGCCUUCAGCAUAUCCGCAAACACACAUCCUUUUACAAGCUUGGUUUGGAUUCCCUGAGUGCCAUUUCCUUGUCGCGGAGAUUACAAAAUGAUGGCUGUGGAAGACUCCCUAUUUCGACGAUUCUAAGAUACAGCUCUGUCACUCAGCUGGCUGCAGUCGUUCCCAGCUUGACAAAUGGACAUAAAGCCGAGCAGCCUCCGGCGGAGAAUUCCAUGCCGACGCUGGAUGAGACCUUUGUACUUGCAGUCAAGGAUGAAUUUGAUACCACAGAUAUACCUGUCGAUCGCAUCUAUCCAUGUACGCCAUUGCAGGAAGCGAUGCUGGCCUCCGAUUCCGAUGUUGACUCAGCCUACUUCAAUCAUCUGCUACUUCGUGUGACCACGGAUGUUGAGACAUUGAGAGCCGCAUGGUCCCAGAUGCUGCAAAGACAUGACAUCCUCCGAACUUGUUUCCGGUCAACCAACGAUAAGCGAUUUGCCUUUGCCCAAGUGGUGUUAAGCCAAGCGGUCUUGCCUUGGACUGAAGUCGAGAUAUCCGACGAAGUUGACCAGCACGUUGAGGAGAGAAAAGCGGAGUUUGAGUGCCAAUCUCCCGUCGGCGGCAACCCUCCCUACUGCUUAACUGUAUUUUUGAGUCCCGCUGAGCAGAGCGCACACCUUCUGUUGUCUAUUCACCAUGCACUGUACGAUGGAGAAGGUAUUGCACAGUUGCUAAAUGAGCUCCAACUCUCUCUCGCAGGCCAAAAGCUGCCAGAACCCACCCAGUUUCAUCGAUUUAUUGAUUACAUGGUUUCUGCUAGCUCAGAUACUUCCGAUCAAUAUUGGGACCGAUACCUGUCAGGGGUGACUCCGAGUCUUAUUCCUACCCCCGAACAGGCCGAGAGCUCUAUAAACCAAUCUACCUCGCAGCAGACCAAUACAGACCUCAAAGUUCCUCUCGGCUCCUUCAAACAGCGAUGCAAAGAGCUAUCUGUGACACCCUUGAAUAUCUUCCACGCUGCAUGGGCAAGGUUGCUGUCACUGCAUACCGAUUCAUCUGAUGUCUGCUUCGGUAACGUUUUCAGUUGUCGAACUGUUCCUGUUGAGGGCGCGGACCAAAUUGUUGGACCUUGUUUCAACACACUACCAGUGCGACUCAAGUUUUCAUCCCAUUCAACAAAUGCAGAUGUCCUGAAGCUAUCGCAGAAGCAUAACAGUGAUAUCUUACCUCAUCAACUUAGCCCUCUACGUCGCAUCCAGAGACGUGUACUUCAAGGAGGCUCUCGUCUCUUUGAUACGCUGGUCAUUCUUCAGACUAGAAACAAUGAGCUUGAUCCGCAAUACUGGGAGCUUGUUCGCGAUGAAGGAAACAUGGGUUUCCCUCUUAUCUGCGAGGUCGUCCCUGACGAACCAAACAACAGCAUUCGCAUCUGUCUCCAUUACCAAGUCUCACACUUGACUCGUGAGGCUACUGAGAAACUUGCCCAGGACUUCGUUGCUCUUGUUGAGCAUACCACUCAAUAUCCUUCAGCCCAGGCUUCUGACAGACAUGCAAUUGGCAUGGAUAAACUGCAGAUCUUUGAAACGAAAAGUUCUUCUCAAGUCAAUUCAAUCCAAAUGUCUUCCACACAGUCUGAACCCAUUCGUGCCUGGUCGUACCAAGAAGAGGCACUGAGGGAUAUCCUCUGCCAAUUCUCUGGGAUUGAUACAGAGGCUGUGUCCCUCAAUACGACUAUCUUCCAAUUGGGCCUGGAUAGUAUCAACGCUGUUCAAAUCUCGGGUACCUUUCGCAGACUGGGCUACAAAAUAUCUGCUGGUGAUAUUCUUGAGGCUGCUUCGAUUGAAAAAAUUGCCUCGCUUCUUGAGAUCAGCGAGAAGGGCAACAAGCAAGAUGAAUUUGACUUUUCAUCAUUCGAGGACAACCAUCUGCAAACUGUCUGUAACCAGCUUGGCCUCUCUGUGCAGGCUGUGCAAUCUUUGCGACCCUGCACACCCGUUCAGAACGGCAUGUUGGCACUGUUCACCCAUUCUCACGGCGAUUUGUACUUCAAUAAAAUGGUCUUGAAGUCAAAAGUACCUCUGGACAAAGUGCUACUCAAGGAGGCUUGGUCAAAGGUUGCAGCUGAACAUGAAAUGCUACGAACUGGUUUCGUUCAACUGCUCGAUCAACAGUACCCAUUUGCCAUGAUCACAUACCACGAUGGCUUUGAAAUUCCUUGGCAUGAAACUUCAAAGGCCACCUCCAAUGGCUCUGUCCAAGAGCAGCGAGUCCUGGAAAAUCUCCACCAGCCACCAUGGGAAGUUACCGUCGACUCAGGUGAGCAGAUCGACGUGGUCCAUUUUGCUGCACUUCAUGCGAUCUAUGACGCACAAAGUUUGGAAAUGAUCUUCUCCGAUGUCAUGGCAGCAUAUGAAGGAAAGGCCAUUAAGAAGCCUGCUGCCAUUUCCGCGACACUUGGACCCAUCCUCAUCGAAAGUCAAAAGCAAAUCGAAAGCGGCCAAGAAUUCUGGCAGGGGCUAGCAUCAGAAGUCCGUUCAUCUAAAUUUCCAGACUUGCACCCUAUUCGGACUGAAAAAAAAGAUUUGCUUGAGACUUCCAUUCGCUGCUCGCAUCCUCUCAAGACGCUUGAGGGCCGCUGUCGUGAGCUCGGUGUCACCUUGCAGGCAGCUGCGCAAGCAUCAUGGGCUCGAUUGCUUGCUGCAUACACAGGAGAGCGAAAUGUAGUUUUCGGAACUGUUCUUUCUGGUCGCAGUCUAUCUGCGGCUGCUCAGGAAGCUGUUUUCCCAUGCUUGGUGACUGUUCCAUCGCCUUCGCGUAUUGAAGGAACUAACCGUGAGCUUCUGGGCCGAACCUUGAUGAGUAACUCAUCUUUGGUCAAGAACCAGUUUGCUCCUCUGGCGCAGAUUCAAAGAUGGCUUGGUAGUGAUGAACCACUCUUUGAUACUCUGUUUGUUUACCAGAAGUUCUCAUCUAUGUCAAAGAGACCUGCAGCCUGGAUUGUCGCUGAUGAAGCGACAAAAAUCGAUUACCCUGUGUCCAUCGAGUUGCUCCCGCAGUCUACCGAUCUUGAGAUUCGAAUCAGCUAUAGGAGCGACCUUGUCCCUGAAGAGCAAGCCAUGACUCUUCUGAGCCAAUAUGAUAAACUGCUUGAACAAACUAUCUUUGCACCCGAGUCUGAUUCCAACGACUAUAUGUGUCUUGGAAAUGAUCUGCUCUCUAUCACCCCAGCCAAGGAGCAAAAAAUCCCAACUUCAUUGUCUUUGCUGCACCAAUUUGUUGAAGAGAACGCCCAAAGGAUUCCGGACAAAGCGGCUUUCGAAUUCGCGACUGGUGCCACUGCAGACAGCUUACAGAAAAAGACAUGGUCAUAUUGUGAACUCGACGGGGACGGUAACAGAGUUGCUCACUUCUUGCAAGACAAGGGUGUCGUCCCUGGUGGGAUGAUAGCCAUCUGCUUUGAUAAGUGUCCUGAAGCCUCCAUCGCAAUCCUUGGGAUCUUGAAAGCAGGCUGCGCAUAUUUGGCCAUUGAUCCCGGCGCUCCUAUCUCUCGCAAGCAGUUCAUCUUAGAAGAUUCCGAAACCAAGAUUCUACUUUGCAAUCAGGCAAGAAAGACGGAGCUAGAGGGUCUUGCCGGCAUUGAUGUCCAAGUGCUUGACGAACCCGGUCUAUUUGAAGGCCUUUCAUCUGCUCCACCAGUGCUUUCACGCGAAAUCCAACCUUCUGACACAUGCUACUGCCUGUACACUUCCGGCACUACGGGUACACCAAAGGGCUGUGAGAUCACCCAUGACAAUGCCGUCCAAGCAAUGUUGGCAUUCCAGAGGCUGUUUUCUCUACACUGGGACGAAGACUCCCGAUGGCUACAAUUUGCCUCGUUCCACUUCGACGUCAGUGUUCUUGAACAAUACUGGAGCUGGAGUGUUGGAAUCUGUGUGACUUCAUGUCCUCGAGAUCUUCUCUUUGAGGAUUUGCCGGGCACGAUUCAAAAGCUCCAAAUUACACAUAUCGAUCUGACACCCAGCUUGGCACGAUUGGUUCACCCUGAUGAAGUUCCCUCUCUGUGCCGAGGAGUAUUCAUCACUGGCGGUGAGGCCCUCAAGCAAGAGAUCCUCGAUGCUUGGGGCAAGCAUGGAGUCAUUUACAAUGGCUAUGGACCAACAGAAGUCACCAUCGGUUGUACCAUGCUUCCACGAAUGCGCGCUAAUGACAAGCCUUCCAACAUUGGGCCACAGUUCGAUAACGUGGGAUCAUAUGUUUUCCGCCCUGGAACUUCCACACCAGUUGUGCGCGGUGGGCUCGGUGAGCUAUGCGUGUCUGGACCUUUGGUCGGAAAGGGGUACUUGAAUCGUGCGGAGCUCACCCAAGAACGUUUUCAAGAGCUGCCUGAAUACGGAGAUCGCUUUUACCGAACAGGCGAUUUGGUUCGGAUCUUAUAUGAUGGCAGUUUCCAAUUCCUCGGCCGGAUCGACGACCAGGUCAAGCUCCGUGGUCAGCGGCUUGAGAUUGGGGAGAUCAACGAAGUCAUCAAGCAAGCUACUCCUGAGUUGAAUGAAGUGGCUACACUGGUCAUCAAGCAUCCAAAGCAGACCAAAGAUCAGCUGGUCUCCUUUAUCACGAGGGUUGAUGCUGACAAGUCUCGAAAUGUUGGAGUUUGCGCCGACGAAAAUCACCGGGCUCUUCUGUCCACGAUCAAGGCAGCUUGCCACACUCAUCUGCCAGGCUACAUGGUGCCUACACAUAUCAUCCCGAUGACACGUUUCGCUCUAUCAGCAAACAACAAGGCAGAGAUAAACGUCCUGAAGAGCAUUUAUCAAGAGCUUUCUCCUGAAGAUCUUCAGAAAUUGACGUCUAUGACUGUCGAUGGGUCAAAGAGGACUGAGCAGGAAGGAAGAAUCAUCUCCAUCUUGGCCAAGUUCAUUGGGUCAACUGAUGGAGCUAUCUCUUCGUGGUCGAGCAUCUACGAGCUUGGCCUUGACUCUAUUUCGGUGAUAUCAUUUUCCAGAAGUCUCAGAGAAGCUGGCUUUUCUCAAGCUCAACCAUCCCUGAUCAUGAAGCACCCUACUGUUGCAGGCAUGGCAUUGGCCCUAAAAAUCUCCACGGCUCCAUCUGUCUCUCUAGAAAAUCUCCACAGAAACGCCAGACAGCAUAUAGAAGCCUUUGCACACAAGCACUCGCACUCUGUCAUAGAGAGUAUCGGGGUGGUCGACAGCGAUGUUGAGCAAAUUGCACCUUGCACACCACUCCAGGAGGGUAUUAUCUACCAUUUCCUGUCGAGCACGACACCCUUGUAUUGCUCAUCCUUUACCUUUGAACUCGACUCCCAAAUUGUCCUUGAGAAAUUGCAAAAUGCUUGGAGCCAGGCUCAGGACCAAGUCCAAAUGCUGCGAGCUCGCUUUUCGCCAUCAUCGGAUGGUUAUGCUCAAGCUGUCUUGAAGAAGGAUGUUCUUCCUUGGUUCCAGACAAAGGUUGACUCCGAGGAAGAAAUCGAAAUCUCACACAAAAGGCACCUUGAGAAAUGGAUUUCUUCUCUUGGAAAUCUCUCUGCACAGCUCUGGGAGGUCGGAGUGGUCAGUUCUCCAGAGAAGUCGGUGAUGAACCUCAACAUAUUUCACGCCCUUUACGAUGGCAACAGCUUAGCUCUUCUACUUGAACUGGUUGCGCACAUCUACCUUGACAGCCAAAUGGCUUUGGAGCAUCCUCCUGGGUUCUUGGAUGUCCUGCAUUUAGGCCCCCUUUGCAAAGACCCCUCAGAGCAGGCAUUUUGGAAAGAACAUCUCGUCAAUCGUCAAAGUCGGGCUUUGCCAAAGUCGGAAGAUAAAUCCAACAGCCCCAUCCUGGAGAACAUUCGAAUUGAUAGUACGGAACAUUUGAAUCGCCUAAGGAAUUCUCUCAAUGUUACCGAGCAAGCUGUGCUUCACGCCUGUUGGCUAUUGACUCUUUACCGACACUAUUCAUUUGUACCAUCCCUUGGUAUCAUUGCUUCUGGUCGAAUGAUCGAUGUCAUUGGAAUUGCAAAUGUCGUUGGCCCUUUGUUCAACACCAUUCCCAGCAACUUCCAGCUUCAUGGUCUCAAGUCGUGGUCCGACGUUGCUCAGUGGUGCCAUGAAUACCACGUGGCAACAAUCCCAUUCCAAUACACCGCUCUCCGUGAUAUUUCCAAAUGGCUCGGAAAAAAUCCCGAUGAGCGACUUUUCGAGUCUCUCUUUGUCUUUCAAAGAGAAAACUCCAAAAGUGACUCGUCAACAGAUGGCCUUUGGAGUCCCUUGGCCUCGGAAGCACAGCACGAGUAUCCCUUGGCCUUUGAGAUUGUGCGCAAUGGAGACGAAUACCUCACUGCUACGCUUGCUGCUAAGGGCCAUGUCUUGUCUCUUAAGGCGGCUCAGCAGAUCCUCGCCACAUUCAAGGAAAUUUUGUCAGAGUUUGCAGAUAAUCCGGAACAACAAUUACCGUAUAUGAAUGGAUUUAUGGACGAGCAUGAGGCCCGACCAAACGGAGAAGAAAUUGAGAAGCCAAAAGAGUGUCUUAACUCUUCUGGAAAUGGUGAUGAAUCUCUAUUCCAAUGGACUCCUCGGGCUUGCACAAUCCGGAAUGUGAUUGCAACUCUUGCCGGAGUAGACGCGCAGUCAAUUGGAGAAGAUACAUCUAUUUUCGAGGUUGGACUCGACAGUAUUGACGCAAUCAAAUUGUCCACACGGUUGAGUAAGCUGAGCAUCAAGCUCCCAGUUAGCGCUAUCAUGCGCCACCGCAGUGUCAAGGGCAUGGUGGGUCAAUUAACGGAGACAGUCUACGAGGAACAAAAUGGUACAUAUCCGUUGCUGGGUCAGAUGGAGAGAGCCCUUAAAGAGUUCCUCGAUCGUGAGGAACUUGUUCCCCAGGGUGCCUCUCGAAUCCUUCCAGCCACACCGAUCCAGGAGGCGAUGAUGGCCGAAAUGUCUGCCUCCGAGUACCAGCAUUACUACAACCAUGACAUUUUGAAGAUUGAGCCUCAUGUUGAUGUCACAAAGCUUCAAGAAGCAUGGAGAGCGGUCGUGAGGGCCCAUCCCAUUCUUCGCACAUCCUUUGUUGAAGUCUGGGAUCCGGAAAUUUCCGCCUCCUACGCCCAGGUCGUCCACACCGAAGACACCUUCGAUUUCCAGGCAGUGCAGCUGGAUGGAGAAAACGUGGACUCGGUCAUCAAAGCUCAACGUGCCAGGGCAUCUACUGAACUUGCCGGAAAGCCGCUCCUUACUAUAACGUCCGCGGUGGAUGGUGAGGACCGUUACCUUGUUCUGUCAAUUGCUCAUGCUCUUUACGAUGGCUGGUCAAUCAAUCUGCUUCAUGAAGACGUUGCCAGAUCCUACGCUGGAGAAGACUACGCCCGCUCACCACCUGACGCCAUUCUGGAGCAAAUUCUCGCGUCCUCUGGUGAUCGUGCUCUCAAGUUCUGGAGAGCAACACUAUCCAAUUGCACGCCAGUGACCUUCCCGUCAGGACAAGACUCCACGGAAGAUUCUCGGGUCGUUUAUCGUGCAGAAAAAUCGCUCUCAAUCUCCUUUGAAAAGGCCGAGUCAUUUUGCAAGCGCAAUGGCAUUACAAUGCAAGCACUUCUGGUCAGCUGCUGGUCCCUCGUGCUAGCUACCUAUGUCAAGAAACUAGACGUGGUCUUUGGUCUUGUUCUCUCUGGCCGUAAUGUGACUGGCUCUGAAAAUGUGAUGUUCCCAACAAUGAACACGGCGGCUAUGCGAGUCAUCCUUCACGGUGCUCGUCUGGAACUGCUGAAGUAUGUGCAAGAGACCCUGUUGGAAAUGUCUGAGCAUCAGCAUUUCCCAUUGCGGCGCGCAAGACCCGAUACGAGAUCUCAACAAUUGUUUGACACUCUCUUCAUCUACCAGAAGAAGCCAUCGGAGACCAGCACCCCGGAGUUGGCUCUAUACAAGUCCACUGGCGGUGCAUCAGACGUCGAGUAUCCAGUCUGCGUCGAGGUUGAAGGUGUCGGAGCAAACCUCGUGGCUCGGGUUGCUUGCAGUGGGCAUGUUCUUGGAGAAAAGGGUACGCUUGAUCUCUUGGAACGGAUGGGCAAAGUCCUGACAUCCAUUAUCGAUGAGCCCGCCCAGCAGACUGUCGGCUUUGAAGGAGACAGGAUGGAAAUUUGCAGCAUGUUCUUCACUGUAGACGCCUCUUCACAGGUUGUCCAAAACAGCACAAUCCGCAAGACCGUAAGUCAACAACCAUGGACUUCGCUCGAGUCGAAGAUCCGCAAUGUCCUCGCCGUUGUGUCGGGAGUGCCCAGAGAUUCGAUUGAGAGGGAAGCGAACAUUUUCCAGCUCGGGUUGGACAGUAUCAGUGCUAUCAAGGUUGCUGCACUCCUCAAAAAACAAUCGAUCAAAUUGGCCGUGAGUGACAUGCUCAGAGCCGGCACCGUCGAGAAGAUGGCCAUUGCGGUGAACAAUCACCAUACAGAGCUCACUUCGACAGAAGUUGCCAGCUUCCUCGAAAGAUCGCUUGAAGGGAUUGAAGCAGAUUCACUCCUACAAUCCUAUGGCAUUGAUCUUGAUCAAGUUGAGAUUGUUUUGCCCGCAACUGCUGGACAGACAUACUUCCUUGCUAUGCAUACCUUGAACCCAAGCAUCUUCUAUCCCGAAUUCCACUACUUGGCAUCACAACUGCACCAGGAUGUUCUCGACGGUGCAUGGGCACGUCUCGCCGAGUUAACACCCAUGCUUCGGACGGUGUUUAUGCCAGCAGACAAAGAACCGCAUCUACCCUAUGUCCAGGCUGUGCUGAAGCACGUACACAACCCGACUGUCUGGCAUCAGAAUGUCGACGAGCUUGUCACGCCCAAUACCAAGCAGCCCUUUGGCGCGCUGCCAGCUACAUUACAUGCUUGCCAGACUUCGGAAGGGACGGCGCUUGCGUUGCAGAUCCAUCAUGCACUAUAUGACGCCAUAAGCCUUCCAUCCAUGAUGGACAGAUUUGCCUAUCUUUGCCGCUCUAUCUCGUCCGAAUCAAGAUCGGAACCCCAUGAUCUGUCGCGAUUCGUGGCGUUCCAACAGAUUCAUUCGCCGGUGGAUUUCCGGCGGCAGUUCUGGCAAAAAUACCUGGGCCAGAUCUCAAUCGAUAGUGCAAAUGGCAAAUGCCGGGGUGACUUUGGCGCUAUUCAGCAACACUACCGACCGGGUCUAGUCUCGAACAUGUCUCGUGUCGAAAUAGCCGCCCAGAAACAGGGCCUCGGUGUCCAAUCGAUCUUCCUGGCUGUUUAUGCUCGAGUGCAUGCUCAGAUCCUCGCUGCGGCGGGUGUAGACAGUAAGGAGAUCCCGAGACAGCUCGUGGUCGGGCUGUAUCUCGCCAAUCGGUCGCAUGAUUUGGAGGGGCUGUCAGAACUCAUGGCUCCCACUGUCAACAUCGUGCCGCUUCGUCUGGACGACAAGCUUAGCCACGAUCAGGAGUCACUCUUUGUUGCCGCUCGGAAGAUCCAAGACGACAUCAAUGAGAUCAGCAUGAUCCAGCAUUCGGGCGUCUCUCUCGUAGAAAUUGCCAGAUGGACCGGGGUGCGAAUCAGCACAUGUGUCAACUUCCUGCGACUGCCCGAAAAAGAGUCUACCGAUGCCGCGGACGCCACCGAUCGUGUGGAAUUCAAGCCUCUUGGACGCGACAAGCUGUCCAGCCUCCGGUUAUCUAUUCUGAGCCGGCCUGACCAGUCGCGCACCAACGGUGACACUGCAGCCUCGUUGAGCCCAGCCCCGCCCGUACAUGUUGGAUCCACGGCAGCGAUGCAAGAUGUCUUCAUGCCUACAAUCGAUGUGGAGGCAGCCAUCCGAGACGCCCGAUUGGACUUUGGAAUUUUUGCUCCCGAAGCUCGACUCGAUCACUCCACUGCAGAGCAGAUGAUCGAGAAAGUUCGACAGGAGAUGGGCGCCUUGGUGGAAACCUUGGAGAUUGUAUAG
This is a messenger RNA of Penicillium atrosanguineum, 14019 nucleotides long. RefSeq lists its product as uncharacterized. Gene Ontology annotation, cellular component: cytoplasm. The coding region runs from base 1 to 14019 and encodes 4672 amino acids. Gene Ontology annotation, biological process: amino acid activation for nonribosomal peptide biosynthetic process; secondary metabolite biosynthetic process. Gene Ontology annotation, molecular function: phosphopantetheine binding; catalytic activity. NCBI's taxonomy places the organism in Eukaryota, Fungi, Ascomycota, Eurotiomycetes, Eurotiales, Aspergillaceae. The record is from RefSeq and is a predicted model, not a curated record. The transcript has 6 exons.